This is a messenger RNA of Dendrobium catenatum, 360 nucleotides long. RefSeq names its product RING-H2 finger protein ATL16-like. The record is from RefSeq and is a predicted model, not a curated record. Lineage: Eukaryota; Viridiplantae; Streptophyta; Magnoliopsida; Asparagales; Orchidaceae. The coding region runs from base 1 to 360 and encodes 119 amino acids. The transcript has a single exon.
AUGGCUGAAACUGUAGGCUAUUUCUUUGUAGGGAUAUUAAUAUUCUUAGCUUUAGAGAGGAUAGUUCAUUUCUGCAAGUGGUUUCAUGUGCAAUGGGUGCUUAAGGGAUUGCCGAAGAUGCAGUAUGAAGAAGAAGAAGGUGAAGGAGAAGAAGAAGAAGAGAAGCAAUGGGGCGACGUUUCCAGUUGCGUUAUCUGCUUGGAGAAGUUCAAGGAUGGUGAACUGUGCAGGCUGUUGCCAGCAUGCCGUCACUGUUUCCAUAUGCUUUGUAUUGAUGCGUGGCUUUUGAAGAAUCUUACAUGUCCUCUUUGCAGGACUAAUGUAACUGAGAAAUCCAAGUUCAGCGAUGUUAUUGUUUGA